This is a messenger RNA of Lactuca sativa (garden lettuce), 1315 nucleotides long. The record is from RefSeq and is a predicted model, not a curated record. Lineage: Eukaryota; Viridiplantae; Streptophyta; Magnoliopsida; Asterales; Asteraceae.
AUUGGUGAUUAUAUGAUGAAAUAUAAAUGAAAUGAAAUCAUGACUCUUGGGAGAAGAUUAGAAGUCUAGAAGGUGAGUCCUCAUAGUCUUAUGUAAAAACAAUUUAGUCUUUGGUCUUUUCACUUUGGACUUCUGAUUGGAAUUUAAUGUAAACUUUAGGCAAUAUAAAAUAUAAAUUUAUUUUUCUAACAUUUAUAUGAGGCGGGUUAUAAACGGAGGGGAUCGGUGAUGAUCCAUAUCCGACCCUUUUAAUAAAAGGGUUAGCGGGUACGGGUCGUUAACGGGUAAACGGGUCAAAAAAACUAUGCUCCAAACCCAUAUAAUUGUUAAGGGUUUGGAUCGGAUCAGGGUCAAAACUCGCUCUAUUGUCAGGCCUAUUCAGAAGUGAUUAAGUUUUGUUUUAUUUCUUUUUUACUUAAGGCACUUAAUAUAUAAAAAACUGAAUGAGUUAAGUUAGGAAAAGGUUGUCUUUUUUUUUUUUUUUUUUUGCAUGCUUUAAAUAUAAAAGAAAUGCUCAAAAUCUAUGCAAAUGAACUAAAGUCAUAUUGUUUUCAAUCAGGCCAUGGAAACCCAACAUUUUUAUCAUCCUUUGGUAGCAAAGACAUCAACUAUUAGUCUCUUGAAUGUUAGAGGGACGUCAAACCUUGGUUUCGAUGCAACCUUCAUAAAGCCACACAAACACAAACAACACUCUUUUCAGAGCGGAUGCGGAGACUACUACAAGAUUAAGCAUGGGAAUUGUCGGAUGACAAGGUCAUAUAGGAAAGUUGCAUCAAUUGUGGCCAAGGUAUCCAACUUAGAAGAAUACAAGUGCGUGCAAGAAGUAGUUAUGACAAACCAAUCCAAGUUCCAAAAGACGCUCAUGAUUUGGGCAGAAUACAAGUGUGUGUCAGCGAUAAUAACAGCCAUUGCAAGAGUCAUGAUAAGUCAACCGAAGCUCCUAGUGAUGCUGGCGAUGGCUGGAAUGACCAUGUCGAUUAAUUUCGUGUUCAUUUUGUGGCGAGAAUCUGCACCCGACUUCCCACCUCUUUGGUUUAAAGCUCUUACUGCAACCAUUCCAUUUUUACCUGUCCUCCUUAACUUUCUUCUCAUCCCAAAAACCACCACCGUCAGGUAUACAGUUGCUGCCUCCAUUCUCGGACAGACUCUUGGAUUAGUGGCCCUCAAACGCUUUUACGCCAACCGAACCUUCUCUCACCGCCUCUGACUUCUCGUGAUGCGUCUUAUAUUCUAUGUCAUGUGAAUGUUUGUUAAAAAGGUCUAAUAAACCCAUCUAAUUGUUAACCUAUUUUAAAUGAAAAACCUCUUUUUGUAA